Messenger RNA from Salvelinus fontinalis (brook trout), 1933 nucleotides. Its product is annotated as adhesion G-protein coupled receptor G7-like. Bases 77 to 1933 code for a protein of 618 amino acids. The record is from RefSeq and is a predicted model, not a curated record. The transcript is spliced from 11 exons. Lineage: Eukaryota; Metazoa; Chordata; Actinopteri; Salmoniformes; Salmonidae.
AGCAGCACAGCAUUAGACCAACAGACGUCCUAAUAAUGUGCAGUCUGCUGACACUGGGUGACUGGAAACAGCAGAGAUGAAGGAGCUAUGGAUUAUGGCUGUCUUUGCUACAGUCUCUUUAUCACAGGGGAAUCUCACCAUAUCAUCUGCCAUUCCAACCAUCAUUAACAUAACUACCCCAACUACUACUACCCCUUUAACGCCUGAUUCUUCAGCUAGUGCCCCUCCAACUACCGACACUCCAACUACUGGUCAUCCAACUACUGGUUACCUAACUACUACUGAUCCUCCAGCUACUGGUUACAUACAUACUACUGUUCUUACAACUACUGGUUACCUAACUACUGGUUACCUAACUACUACUGCCCCUUUAACGCCUGAUUCUUCAGCUAGUGCCCCUCCAACUUCCGACACUCCAACUACUGGUCAUCCAACUACUGGUUACCUAACUACUACUGAUCCUCCAGCUACUGGUUACAUAAAUACUACUGUUCUUCCAACUACUGGUUACCCUACCUCUAUCCCUGUCACCAGUAUCAGUCUCCCCACCACCUCUAGCACCACCACCACCACCUCUCCUACCAUCUCUAACACCACCACCACCACCUCUCCUACCAUCUUUAACACCAUGUCUAACACCAACACCACCACCACCUCUCCUAUCAUCUCUAACACCAACUCCACCACCACUUCUCCCACCAUGUCUAACACCACCUCCACCACCACCUCUACCACCACAUCUAACACCACCACCACCUCUCCUACCACCUCUACCACCACCACCAUCUCCACCUCUACCACCACAAUCCCUCCUCUGGUCUGUAUCAAUGGUGGUGAGCUGCAGAAUGGAGUCUGUAUCUGUCCUGAUGAGUGGACUGGAGAGACCUGUUCAGAAGGGAAUUUCUGCAAUUCCACCAUCAUUGGUGAUUUUUCCUUCCCAAGAACAACGGUUGGCUGGUCUGCUUAUUCAGAAGAGUUAUGUGAUAAGAAGACAAUCAGUGCCGGUUUACCAAAAGCCUCAGCAAGAUGUUUGAAUGACACUGGAUCUCCGAUGUUUGGUCCUCCUCACGAGCUGCAGUGUGAAUUAACCCUCAGUGACAUUCAAGGAAAUAUCUCCAGUAGUUCAGGUGAUUUACUAGACUUAGCCUUCAGUACUCAGAUCCUGACCUCUCGACCAGAGCAGCUGUCAGCUGACAACAUUACCACAGCAGCUCAGAUAGCUAACACACUGCUUCUGUCUGCAAAUAUCACAGAGGACAUCGCAGUGGCAGCUGUAACAACCAUCAGUCAGCUGCUGAAUUCCAGUGAGGAGAGUUCACAGGAGAGAGACGCUGUCCAAAAGCUCACAGAGACCCUGGAGAAGUUUUCCCUGGACCAGCACAAUAAUGUGUCCUUGGUGGUUCAGCCCAACCUGGUAGUCCAGUCUGUCCAAGUACCAAGUGACUCAGUAGGGAUCCAGUUUACUGCUCUGACUGGAAGAUCUGGUAAUUUUGUGGCCAACAGAAUUCAUCUCAACACUAAUACCUCUGAACUGAUAGCUGACAAAGGAGGUUCUACUGAUGUCCAGAUUGUCAUAGAAUUCCCAUCAGUUUCACGUAGUAAAAACACAAACCACUCCAUUGGUUUUGUACUCUACCAAAACGACCGGUUCUUCAGGUCCAGGGCUUUCAGAGCUUCUUCAGGAACCAGCAGAAGGGUCAUCUCUGCUAACCUGGGACAGGUGUCUGGGUUACAUGUUGAGAUGCUCUUCAAGCCCACAGCUGUCCCUAACGCCUCCCUCUAUGACUUUGCCUGCGUGUCAUGGAACUACACGUUGAUAGACUGGAGCACCUUUGGCUGCUACAAAGUCAACCACUCAGAAGACGGCCUGCGUUGUUUCUGUAAUCACACCACUAACUUCGCUGUGCUGAUGUGUCGUAGCUCUUAUUACUAA